Rasamsonia emersonii CBS 393.64 is the source of this 627-nucleotide messenger RNA. Its product is annotated as Prefoldin subunit 3. The transcript is spliced from 4 exons. The coding region runs from base 1 to 627 and encodes 208 amino acids. Gene Ontology annotation, molecular function: tubulin binding. The record is from RefSeq and is a predicted model, not a curated record. NCBI's taxonomy places the organism in Eukaryota, Fungi, Ascomycota, Eurotiomycetes, Eurotiales, Trichocomaceae. Gene Ontology annotation, biological process: tubulin complex assembly; protein folding; microtubule-based process. Gene Ontology annotation, cellular component: prefoldin complex; cytoplasm.
AUGGCGGACCAGAAGAAAUCUGAGGGCUCCUCCGCAAAAACAACCACCACCAAGACUAACCCGCGGGGUAUCCCCGUUGCGCCGUUCGUCGACAAUGUCACAGACUAUGUCUCGAGCCGCGCGGACGUCGAGCCGACCCUGCGGUCGUUCCAGGAGAUGAUCUCGAAAUACCAGUUCAUGGAGGUCAACACGCAGCGACGGGCGCAGGGUCUGAGGGAGAAGAUCCCGGAUAUCAAGAAGACGUUGGACAUGGUCAAGUUUCUGAAGGCGAGGCGGAAGGCUGGCACGGAUACUCCUAUUGAAACGCAUUUUGAGCUCAACGAUACCCUCUAUGCGCGCGCGACUAUUGCCCCAGAGGACACCGACGAGGUGUAUUUGUGGCUGGGAGCAAACGUGAUGCUGGCAUACCCUAUCGACGAGGCCCAGACCAUGCUGGAGGAAAAGCUGCGCGCCGCCGAGUCGAGCCUGCGCAACUGCGAGGAGGAUCUGGAAUUUCUGCGGGAGCAGAUUACGACACUUGAAGUUGCCACCGCGCGCGUCUACAACUGGGACGUUGUGCAGAGACGAAAGGAAAAGGCAGAGGGAAAGGACGAGGAGGGUGAUGAAAAGGGUCGCCCUGAUGGCUAA